UGUAUUUCCAGCAGACUUCGAUUAGAAUCGCUCCUGCAGCAGAGAGCGAUUACAGCUUCUCCACAACUCAAGAGGCCCAUCUUCCCUCGAGUCGACGCAAGGUCACGUGUAUUCCUGAGUCUCCAUAUCUUAUCGAGUCAUCACAAUGGUCGUGGCAAAGGAACGAAUGGCGAAAGUGGUGAACUGGCAGCAGACAGCAACGUCGGCAGCUGUCAUCUUUCUCACCGUUUUAGUCACAAGCCAAUGCUACCCCUACUGGAUUAGCAGUGCGGCUCCGGGGCCAGCAGAUCUCUGCAUCACCACUGACAACCAAGACGCCCAGAAACCCUCGAGAUUCCACAUUCCGGACUACGGCCUCCAGGGACCCAUCCCCUGGACGUACAUCCGACCAUCCGUCCGCGAUCAAUUCACCGUCAACGGCUCGAUCCGGGCCGUCGAAAAUUUCCGCGGAAUGGAUGCGACCGACUCCGGAGCGAAGCCGUUUGUGUGGCCGAGCGCUAGGAUAGACCUGAUGCGGCGAAGGGCGGAAGGGCGAUCUCCUGCUGUGUCUAGCUACGGCGAAAAUACCACGCUGACUUUCUACGAGGCGUUUGAUAAGUACCCGGUCAAAGGGAAGUCUGUCCUUGUGAUCGGGAGUCAGGUCCCUUGGCUUGAAGGGAUGCUGCUGGCGUUUAACGCCGGAUCGAUCACGACCGUCGAUUUCAACAAGCCAAUCGCGGACUACCCUGGCUUGCGGCAGUGGGAUAUCGCUGAGCUGGACGCUACCGAUGAGACGUUUGACGUGGCGGUUUCGUAUUCGUCGCUGGAGCAUGAUGGACUGGGGAGAUACGGCGACCCGCUGAAUCCGGAUGGGGACAUGCAUCGAAUGGCAAAGAUCAGAGGCCUGCUCAACCCAGGAGGGCUCUUCCUGCUGGGCGUCCCAGUGGGCAACGACACGCUGGUGUUCAACGCGCAUCGAGUGUACGGGCCCAUCCGCAUGCCGCUGCUGCUCAAGGGGUGGCAGAUGCUGGACGUGUUUGGGGUGUCCAGCCUCGAAGCGGCUUACAGGGAGAACCUGAAUGCUGUGCUUAUCCAGCCAGUCAUAGUGCUCAAGUAGACUCACUACAGCUAUACUCGAAGCAGCUUAUAGGGAGACCCUGAAUGAUGCGCUUAUCUAGCCAUAGUGCUGAAGUAGAGGCUAUAUUGCCAGCCUUGUUUGGGGUGUCCAGCCGCGAAGCAGCUUAUAGGGAGAACCUGAGAGCUCUCAUUCUUCAGCCGAUUAUCGUGCGGAAGUAGGCUCCCUAGAGGUAGAAGCCAUUCGCGUUAGUUUGUUGUUUUAUAGCCACGGUGAAGGGACCCAUCCAACGCCUUGGUUUUUUCCCACUGGGUCCCGUGGGCAGCGACAGCAUGCUUGAUUUCGCCACAUGCCGCGACUGCUAGAGAUAUGGAAGAUGUUGGACAUGUUCGGGUGUCCAGUCCAAGCUUGAAGCAGCUUACAGGGUGAACUUGAACCCGAACGAUCUCAUCUCAUCAUCCAACCUAUCAAGUGCUGAAAUAGACCCCUGUCCCACCACGCUAGUGGCCAGUACCAAUGGGAGACCUAAGACAGCAGCCAUACAUACAGGGGGGUUGACCCUACUGAGAAAGGACAA
Messenger RNA from Closterium sp. NIES-67, 1631 nucleotides. The record is from the annotation of a GenBank genome assembly. NCBI's taxonomy places the organism in Eukaryota, Viridiplantae, Streptophyta, Zygnematophyceae, Desmidiales, Closteriaceae.